AUGAGUCUCCGUUCCACAUCCAUCCCCCAGGGAAGACCUCGCUCUGAGAGUCUCCCCCCCUCUGCGCAAAGGCUCUUCGAAGAGAUCGCUCACCAGCUGCCCUACAUCUCGACAUACACUGAGUUGGUAUUCGAGAACGUGAAACCUGACGACGGAAGUCUCGUUUGUCGAUCCUUGGAUGGUCACGCCGAGACCGAACGACGCGGCGCCAGGAUCAAUUAUAACUCGGUGACCAGAGUCCUACGCCUUAAAUUCAUGCCCAUCAGUCUACACGACGUCCACCAGCGGUGGAUAAACACCAGCAUUGUCGAAUGGCGAUACAGGGACCUCUUAACUGAACAGGAAUCAGAUCUGUUGUGGAGCGGCGUUGGGACCACCUUUGACCAAUUCUCGGGUAUGUACAGCGGUUCAUCAAAGCAGCCAGACCAUUACCUUCGAGUGGACACGGAUCCAUCACCGCAGAUAGUAGUCGAGUCAGGGUGGUCAGAAUCCUUUCCACACCUUCGCAAUGAUAAAGAUUUGUGGAUGCUCGGAGAUCCGUCUGUUGUGCUUGUGAUCCUGUUACGGUGGACAACGAUAUCAAAUGGGCGAAUCAAGGGCUGUGCUGAAGUAUGGCGCCGGGACACAGUUGGGAGACUUAUUUCAAGCACCCUGGAUAUCUUCCCAGCGCCCUCGCCAUCACCCCCGACCGAAAUGAUUCAGUUCACGAAAAGGGAGCUGUUCGGUGCUGCCAUGACACCAGGGGCAAACCCCGACACUGUCUUUGAGUUAGAUGUCGCUAAGCUAAGGCAAUUUGCCGAAGAAGUGAUUACGAAAAUGAAUAUGCAACCAGCAUAG
Messenger RNA from Aspergillus campestris IBT 28561, 837 nucleotides. RefSeq lists its product as uncharacterized. The transcript is spliced from 4 exons. The coding region runs from base 1 to 837 and encodes 278 amino acids. Lineage: Eukaryota; Fungi; Ascomycota; Eurotiomycetes; Eurotiales; Aspergillaceae. The record is from RefSeq and is a predicted model, not a curated record.